Messenger RNA from Aspergillus welwitschiae, 955 nucleotides. RefSeq lists its product as uncharacterized. The transcript has a single exon. The record is from RefSeq and is a predicted model, not a curated record. NCBI's taxonomy places the organism in Eukaryota, Fungi, Ascomycota, Eurotiomycetes, Eurotiales, Aspergillaceae. The coding region runs from base 498 to 794 and encodes 98 amino acids.
ACUUAAAAAUUCUCGAUGCGAAUUGGAGACUCUAAACAUGAGUAAUACAUUGCAUUACGAGUAUCCGCAGGUUAUUAAUAGUAGGGGCGACCACAUUUAAUAUCAUCCAGAAAGUAGUGCCCCGACUUGUUAUGCACCUUAGGAAUCAGAUAGAUAGUAUCGAACUUUUCAGACAAACAAUGAGAAUGUGUGAUGAGAUACUACUUCCUACAUGUUUGAUCGAUACUACCGUAAGCACACACAACCACACACACUAAUCAUUUGACCACUCAGGCACAACCCUCCUCCUCUUCCUCUCCCCCCCGUACUUCCGCGGGUUCUCUGGCACAUACAGAAAACCGCGUUAGUCGGAAGUUAAAAUCCAGCCCCAAGACCAGCAGGAGACAUCCGAAAAACCCAUAACAAACCGGCGGGCUCCACUCUCUCCGAUCGGAGGAGAUCGGACAAAUAUUCCCUCCUGGAUCGUUUUGGAGGGUUCUCCUUGCGCGGUCAAAAAUAUGAUGUAUCUCCUCCCCUUCCAGACCAACCGAACACCGAGAACACCACUUCGGUUAAGUGUGCUCAAUAUAAUUGUGCAUCGCCAGUCAACCACCAACAUAGCCAGAGAUAUAUUAAUAUCUGUCGAUUGCCCGACUCCACGGCAAUCAAUCUUGCGACUCCACGUACGUCAUGUCAAGAAAGUCUUCAGGGCUGACACUUUUGCCGGCUCCUUUCCCAACAGGCAGGCACGCCCGUCCGUCGGGGAGAAACUAAAAUCGAGCCAAGACGGUUUGAUCCACCGCCAUUACGAUUGACCGCAACGGUUUGAGCACGUCAUUCCAGAUUGUCCGUUCCGCUUUGUACGACCCUCCUAAGGAAUAACGGUUCUUAUUAUGUUUUAGAUCAAGUUUGCCAGACAAUUAAUAGAGUAAUUAACUAUUUAGUGUUGUUGAUAUUCGGUUUCAUAUAGUCCUCU